This is a messenger RNA of Myodes glareolus (Bank vole), 6278 nucleotides long. The record is from RefSeq and is a predicted model, not a curated record. Lineage: Eukaryota; Metazoa; Chordata; Mammalia; Rodentia; Cricetidae.
AGCGGCCUGUCGCCUGGCUUCGGGGAAGGCAUUGGGGGAGGGGCCCCCGGAUUCUCUUGUUUUAGGGGGAUCUCCAGUUUACAGCUCCUCUCUUAGGGGUUCGGAGUUGGGUGUCCUCCCAAUCCCUGACAGUAUCCUUUCUCCUGGGGGAGGUAUAUACCCUGCUCAUUUUGGAUAGGUACCCGAGACUAACGGAGGCAGAAAGUGGGGGUUCGGAUCAGCCUUCGCCUCCAUCCUUCUGUGGAGGGCUCCUUAGGAUGGGGGCUCUUGUGCACUCUGAAUUUUUUGGCGGGAGGUAUUUUCUAGUUACUCCCUAGAAGGUAGGCAGGGAAGGGUGCAUCUCCAGCUUUUUAGGUGAAAGCUCCUGACCUUUUUUGGCGACCCCGCUUUUUUUUCUCAGGAUCCCCUCUUUUUGUAGGGAGGAUGGUGAGUUGGAAGAAGGUGAACUGGAAGAUGAUGGGGCUGAGGAGACCCAGGAUGCCCCAGGGGGACAAGAGAGGAGUCGGAAAGAGAAGGGUGAGAAGCACCACAGCGACUCGGAUGAGGAAAAGUCUCACAGGAGACUGAAACGGAAGCGGAAGAAGGAACGGGAGAAGGAGAAGAGGAGGUCGAAGAAAAGGCGGAAAUCCAAGCACAAACGCCAUGCUUCUUCCAGUGAUGAUUUCUCGGACUUCUCAGAUGACUCAGAUUUCAGCCCCAGUGAGAAGGGUCACCGCAAGUACCGGGACUAUAGCCCACCGUACGCACCGUCCCACCAGCAGUACUCCUCAUCACACAACGCGCCCCUGCCCAAGAAGUCCUACUCCAAGAUGGAUAGCAAGGGCUACAGCAUGUACGAGGACUAUGAGAAUGAGCAGUAUGGAGAGUAUGAGGGGGAUGAAGAGGAGGACAUGGGUAAGGAAGACUAUGAUGACUUCACUAAAGAGCUGAACCAGUACCGGCGUGCCAAGGAGGGCAGCAGCCGGGGCCGAGGUAGCCGAGGCCGGGGCAGGGGCUACAGGGGCCGUGGAAGCCGAGGAGGAUCUCGAGGCCGAGGAAUGGGCAGGGGCAGUCGAGGCCGGGGCAGAGGCUCUGUGGGAGAGCACCUGGAGGAUGAAGAAGACUUUUACGAGGAGGAGAUGGAAUAUGGAGAAAGCGAGGAGCCCAUGGGAGAUGAUGAUUACGAUGACUACUCUAAGGAGCUGAACCAGUACCGAAGGUCCAAAGACAGCCGAGGUCGAGGCUUAAGUCGAGGCCGAGGCCGGGGUUCCCGAGGAGGCCGAGGGAAGGGGAUGGGCCGGGGCCGAGGCCGAGGCAGCAGAGGGGGAAUGAGCAAGGGCGGGAUGAACGACGAUGAAGACUACUAUGAUGAUGACAUGGGCGAUGGCGGUGGUGUAAGCUACCGGCGAAGUGAUCAUGACAAGCCCCAUCAGCAGUCUGACAAGAAAGGCAAAGUCAUCUGCAAGUACUUCGUGGAGGGGCGAUGCACUUGGGGAGACCACUGCAAUUUUAGCCAUGACAUCGAACUGCCAAAGAAGCGAGAGCUGUGCAAGUUUUACAUCACGGGGUUCUGUGCUCGGGCUGAGAACUGCCCCUACAUGCAUGGUGACUUUCCAUGUAAGUUAUACCACACCACUGGGAACUGCAUCAAUGGUGACGACUGCAUGUUCUCUCAUGACCCGCUGACUGAGGAGACACGAGAGCUUUUAGAUAAGAUGUUGGCUGAUGAUGCAGAAGCAGGUGCUGAGGACGAGAAGGAGGUGGAAGAACUGAAGAAGCAGGGCAUUAACCCCUUGCCCAAGCCACCUCCUGGCGUGGGGCUCCUGCCCACUCCUCCACGGCCCCCUGGGCCCCCAGCUCCCACCUCUCCUAAUGGCAGGCCCAUGCAGGGUGGCCCUCCUCCCCCUCCUCCACCCCCACCCCCUCCUCCGGGGCCACCUCAAAUGCCCCUGCCGGCACAUGAGCCACUAUCCCCGCAGCAGUUACAGCAGGACAUGUACAACAAGAAGAUCCCUUCUUUGUUUGAGAUUGUGGUGCGGCCCACAGGGCAGUUAGCUGAGAAGCUGGGCGUGAGGUUUCCUGGACCUGGUGGACCCUCUGGGCCAAUGGGUCCUGGCCCCAACAUGGGACCCCCAGGGCCAAUGGGGGGUCCCAUGCAUCCUGACAUGCACCCUGACAUGCACCCAGACAUGCACCCAGAUAUGCACCCAGACAUGCACCCAGAUAUGCAUCCUGACAUGCACCCUGACAUGCAUCCUGACAUGCCAAUGGGUCCUGGCAUGAACCCUGGUCCUCCCAUGGGUCCUGGUGGCCCCCCGAUGAUGCCCUAUGGUCCUGGAGACUCCCCGCAUUCGGGAAUGAUGCCUCCCAUCCCACCAGCCCAGAACUUCUAUGAGAACUUCUACCCACAACAAGAAGGCAUGGAAAUGGAGCCGGGGCUCGUUGGGGAUGCAGAGGACUACGGGCACUACGAAGAGCUGCCGGGGCAGCCUGGGGAGCCCCUCUUCCCCGAGCACCCUCUGGAGCCCGACAGCUUCCCCGAGGGAGGGCCCCCAGGCCAGCUGAAGGCGGGCGCCGGUGUCCCCGACUUCCUGCCCUCGGCCCAGAGGGCUCUGUACCUGAGGAUCCAGCAGAAGCAGCAGGAGGAGGAGAGAGCGAGGAGGCUGGCUGAGAGCAGCAAGCAGGACCGGGAGAAUGAGGAAGGUGACACCGGAAACUGGUACUCAAGUGACGAGGAUGAGGGGGGAAGCAGUGUCACAUCUAUCCUCAAGACCUUGAGGCAACAGACAUCAAGCCGACCCCAAGCUUCAACUGGGGAACCGAGCAGCAGUGGGCUGGGGGAUCCCCGUUUGCAGAAGGGACACCCCACAGGAGGCCGGCUGGCUGACCCCAGACUCAGUCGUGACCCCAGACUCAGCCGCCAUGCAGAGACUUCAGGAGGGACUGGCCCAGGGGACUCAGGGCCUUCUGACCCUCGGUUGGCUCGUGCCCUGCCCACCUCCAAGACUGAAGGCAACCUUCAUUCCAGCCCUGCGGGCCCCAGCAGUUCAAAAGGACAGACCACUGCAGAAGAAGAGGAAGGGGAGCGGGCCUUGCGCGAGAAGGCAGUGAACAUUCCCCUGGACCCCCUGCCUGGGCACCCACUGCGGGACCCUCGCUCUCAGCUGCAGCAGUUCAGCCACAUUAAGAAAGAUGUGACCCUGAGCAAGCCAAGCUUUGCCCGCACUGUGCUCUGGAACCCUGAGGACCUGAUCCCCCUGCCCAUCCCCAAGCAGGACGUGCCCCCGGUGCCUGCUGCCCUGCAGUCCCUGCCUGCCCUGGAUCCCAGGCUGCACCGCUCCACACCUCCUGGGCCUCCCAACACCCGGCAGCGUCCAGGCUCCACAGAUCCCAACACAUCUGGCUCUAACCUACCUGACUUUGAACUCCUGUCUCGAAUCCUCAAGACUGUCAAUGUCAACACCCCUGGCCAGAGUGACAAACCCAGCGACCCCAGGGUGCGGAAGACCCCUACGGAUCCCAGAUUACAGAAGUCAGCAGAUCCUGCUUCAACAUCCCGUGCAACCAAGCCCUGUUCUACGGAAGCAUCACCUCCUGCUGCCAGCCCAAGUGGAGACUCAUCCCCACCAGCCACAGCUCCCUAUGACCCCCGAGUGCUAGCAGCUGGUGGCCUGGGCCAGGGCAGCAGCAGUGGGCAGAGCAGUGUGCUGAGUGGCAUCAGCUUGUAUGACCCAAGGACUCCCAAUGCAGGUGGCAAAGCUGCAGAGCCAGCCUCUGACGCGAGUGCUCAGCCCAAGGGUCCUGAGGGCAACGGCAAGAGCUCAGCCUCCAAGGCAAAAGAGCCUCCGUUUGUCCGCAAGUCUGCCCUGGAGCAGCCAGAGACAGGGAAGGUGAGCACAGAUGGGGCCACAGCCACGGACAGAUACAAUAGCUACAACCGGCCCCGGCCCAAGGCCACUGCAGCACCCACUGCUGCCUCAUCUACCCCGCCCCCUGAGGGGGCCACACCCCAACCUGGAGUGCACAACCUGCCAGUGCCCACCCUCUUUGGUACUGUGAAGCCUGCCCCCAAAACAGGCACAGGAAGCCCAUUUGCUGGCAACAGCCCUGCUCGUGAGGGUGAACAGGAUGCAGGCUCCCUGAAGGACGUUUUUAAAGGCUUUGACCCCACAGCCUCCCCCUUUUGCCAGUAGUAUCUGUUGGAGCCAGUGCUCCCUCCACUCCACCACCCUUCCAGGGUGACAAUUAAGGGCAGCAACCAGAGUUACGGGUGGGGGACAGGCAGGGUGUUCUUUCUUAACAUUUUUCUUCCCUUUCUUCCUUUUUAAGUAGUACUUUCUUUGAGUCAUAAAUUGUAUCUAACCGUCUUGGGUUCUGGUCAGUGCUACAGGCUCCUGGGCUCUCUCUGCCUAGUGAGCAACUUGUGCCCUGCGUUGGACAGUGGCAAGUACCCAGCCUGGGGCUUUCCUGGAACUAAGGGAAGCCUAAGUGUCUGGGAAGGCACUGAAAGCCACUCACCCUGUGCUGCUGGGAGAGGACUAAAGCACAUUUGGUGGAAGCCGGUGUAGGAGUUUCUAAAGCCCCAGGGUGAGCUGGCUGCUAUUCAGCAUGCAGCCUGUGACAGCCUGCUUCAGGACAGAGCAACAGAGAAGUGAGAAAAUGUCCAGAGGAGAAAAAGGUCCUGGUCCUGGUCCUAACCUGCUUGGGCCUGUGCAUCCUCCCUCCAGGGUUUGUCCUGAAAGUGACACCCUAUAGCCCUCCAGGAGACUCUGGGUGAGACAGACCUGCAGCCUGUAGGCCUGAGAGGGGUGGGGCAGCCUCUCAAAGCAUUCUCCCUCAGUAUUACCUGUCCAGUGCCACUGGCCUGACCCUCGAGACAGCUCAAGGAUCCGUGGUGUCGCCACCUGCCAGACUCCCGAGGAGGGAGGCCAAGGGUGGCCCUGGCAAAGUGUGUCUGCUUGCUGCUUUCAUGCGCCUUAGCCGUGUUCCCUGUAGAGUACCAGAUAGUGUUUGCUUUCCCUCCCAAACCGACCGAAGCAGGGCAUCAGCUGUCUGUUGCGGUGUUGGAUUAGUGGGUGCUUUCCAAAAGGGGGCCUGAGGAAACAGUAGAGUCUGGGGCCAAAGUGGUGUGUAGGUCCUUUCUAGGAAAGGAAACUUGGGGUGGGAAGGCCUAAGGCAUCUGCCAGAUCCCAGUCAGCGGAGGCAUUGCCACAGCCUCCCCUACUGGUAGCCUUAGGUCUGGCCUUAACCAGAGCCCCAGGGGAGACUUCCUGUGACCAUGUCCCCAAGAUUGGUUGGGGAACUGGAUAAGACCUGCUGCAGGCCUUUCUAUGUCUGAGUCACUCGCCAAGCCCUAGAGGUCUGCUUUCUUGUAGCCUGCCUUUUCUAUAUUGGGUCUAUGGGCUCAGCUGCUUCCUUUUGGUGAUAAGGAAACCUGACACACAGCCAGUGGGUCCCCUCCGCCUCAGGGGGAGACAGGCUGCCACAUCCCCACUCGCCCCUCCCCCAAUGCCCUCCACAUCCCAAAGAGAAAUCCCUUCAAAACAAUUCUGGGCCUGAAGCUGGGGUGGGAGGGGCUUGUGCCCACAGGCUAACACCCUGUGGGGUCAGUCACCAAGAUCAGGUUGGUUUCGGUUGUCUUUGUGUUUUUUAUUUUGUUUUGUUUUCUUAAACAAUCAUCAAUGAGAUUUGUCUUUGGACUCCAGCCUUGGCCUCCAAGACUGGGGCUGUGGUAAGUGUAGGAUAGAAGAGUAGUGUGGCAGUGUUCUGAUCCCACCCCACCCCUUUGAAAGUUCUCUUUUGUAAAAGCCAGGCUUGGUCGUGCCUACCUGUCAUCCCAGCACUCAGGAGGCAGAGGCAGGAGGAUCACGAGUUCAAAGCCAGGCUGGUCUACAUUAGAAAAAUAAAAUUUUUCUUUUGUUAAAGGAAAAUUAAAUGAAUUUUUAAAUCUGAAAUCUGUGGGUGAGAGGAACUAUUCCUCCUCUUGGAAUAGUCAGACGAAGACCCUCCUGGGACAAGGAACUCCGCCUGAAUCCCCACUCGCCAGCAGGCCACACUUUUAAAGAAAAAUUGUUCUCUAACCAGGAUUGUAACAAAAGUGUAAAUAGCAUUUCUGAGUUGAAAGUCGAUGGUGCAAAUAUGUAUAUAACGUACUGUAUUUUUACAAUGAUCGUCGCAUGGCUCUCCCGCCCCCUUUUGUACUCAGUAUCUGUCUUCCAGAAACCUCACCUGCCUUCUCUCAUGUGGUCUCUUAAUCCAGUAAUUGUAUUACUGCCAUUAAAGGAUGCAGUUAUUUUAAA